Messenger RNA from Prorocentrum cordatum, 2396 nucleotides. The record is from the annotation of a GenBank genome assembly. Lineage: Eukaryota; Dinophyceae; Prorocentrales; Prorocentraceae.
GUUGAUCACGCGCCCGAGCCUUUCCGUCUCGGCCGCAAUAGCCUGGCUGGUAGCGUGGGCCACGCGCGCGGGAGUGGAUCGGGCGCGGCGUGCGCAGGUGGCGGCCAGCCCUCGCUGUGCCGACCUCCGCUGCUCGGAGCCGCCCGCGUGCCCGUCCCUGGCGUGCUGCCCCGCGGCCGCGGCGGCGCACUGCCCCUCGCUCAGCUGCCCAGAGCCCGCGCGGGGGCCGCGGGCCGCUGGGGCUGAGGCCUGUCCGCCUGGAGGCGCCGCCGAGGCGCCGGCCCCCGCGCCCGCCGAGGAGGUCCCCGAGGCUCCCUCGGCCGCGCGAGGCGGGAGCUGGCCAGUGCUCGGGUGGGUGCAGAACUUGUGCCUCGAGCUGCUCGGAGGCGCUGUGGGUGUGAUCGUGCGCGCGCUGUUGCUCGCGGUGCUAUUCUCAGUCUGCGCGUGCUGGCGGACGCUCCUGGCGGUGGCAAGGCCCGCGGCUCUUGCUCUGAGCGACUACGAGACGUGCGUCGGCACCGACGCCGACGUCGCUGCUGUCCAUUGGAGCGAGAGCCGACGCCCUCCACCUCCCGGGCGCCCAUCGGGACUCGCACAGGUUCAGGAGGGAGCUGGCGCCCGCCGAGCUGCAGGAGUUCCAGAGGCUCGCGAGGAUCGCGGCGCGGGAUGAGGUCGUGCUUCGCGACCGCCGUGUCGGAGGGCCUGGGGUGGAGCCCGCUGGAGGUGCCCUGCUGCCGCCGCUGGCCGAUCCAGGGCGCCCGCCGUUGGCCGCGCCGCGUUUCCCUGGGCAGGGGGGCGGUGCUGCUCGAGCGGUGGGAGGUGGAGAUCAGCUAGGGGCUGGAGGCCGUCCUGGUGCGCUCGGCGGGGCCCCCGCCGCUGGAGGCGCUGCUGGGGCCGCUCCGGCGGCCGCCGCGGCUGCGGGCGUAGCUCCGCCUCCGGCGCCGCCUCGCCCCGAGGAGCUCGCGCGGGUCGUGGCGGAGAGCGCCCGCGGGCUCGAGCGGGGCAUGGCGAUGUUCCCUAGCGCGGGGAUGCCCUCCCUCGGCGACGCUGGCCUCUACCAGGUGCCUGGCGUGCGCCGGGGCCGCGCGGGCCUGCCAUCGCACUGCUGAGGAGGGCGCCCUCUCGCGAGGUAGAGGCCUACGUGCGCGGCGAGACGGUAGCCGGCGCCCGCGCCGCGCCGAUCGAGCUCGCGGGGGAUCGGAGGCAGCGCCGCCCAUGGCUCCAGGUGAUCAAGCAGGGGGUCGUGACGCCGUUCAUCGACUGGCCCGUGCAGGGCCCGAGGACCGUGGAGUGGGUGAUGGGGUUCCUUGGUCGUCUGGGAGGCGGGCCUGGGGAUCUCCAUGCGCGGCGGCGGCAGCUCAGUCGUCUCCAGCGCGGCGAUUGGGAAUUCGAGGUGCUGAGAGCGGGCUUCGAGCCUUGGAGAUGGCCGCCAGCUACGAUGCGCUCGAGGUGGCGAACUGCGCCUGCCUGGAGAUCGCCGCGUCGCGCCGCGCGCCUGCCGGGAGCGCCAGCUGGUCGAGCGCGCGCGCCCCUGCGAGCCUGCGAGCGGCCAUGCCGCAGCCGACGAGAAGGACGGGAAGGACAAGAACAAUCGGGGCAACUGCCGCGGGCAAGCUGGACUCUUGGUUGAGCGAUGUGUGCCUGGUGCGCCACCGCGAGGCUGGGGGGGUGCAUGGUUUCCCCAGACUCGUUUGGAUUUCGUCGCCCACGAGGUCGAGAGGGAUGCGAGUGCAUUGAGGAAAGUUCGGGAUGCGCGGGAAGAGCGCCGCGCCACGGGCAAUGCAGCAUGAGAGACACCCGUCGGGUCAUGGGUCCGGGCCCGACGGAAACCACAGGGCCGAAUUCGCCCGCCAGUCUGUAGUUCCCCGCUGGCGACAGGGGCUACAUCCACCCUGUCAUCGCUGCGCUGCCGAUGGGCUGGGCGCUGGCCUUGCAGGCGCACCAGGCGCUAAACGAAGAGCUCGCCCGCCGCGAGCCCGACGCGCCCCUCGAGAACGCCCUCGUGCAUGGCAGGCCGCCGCCAGGGCCCACGCCCAUCGCCCGCGCGGAGUGCGCCGACAACUUCGCGUGAUUCGGCAGGGACCGCUCCGCGGUGGAGGGCGCGGUGACACGUGUCCGCGGGCGCCUGGUGGCCGCUGGGCUGCCGAUGCAUGAGGUGGACAUCAGCCGGGGCGGCGACGUGCUGGGCUGGCACUUCACCGAGCAGGGCCGCUGCUCCAUGUCCUUGCGCAGCGCCUGGCGGCUCCGCCUGGCGCUCCUGCGCGUGGCCAGCCUGGGGGGUGCCAGCGGGCGAGAGGUCUCGGCGCUCCCCGGGCACUUCGCGACGCGGGGCCCCAUUCGGAGGGAGGUGCUUGCGGCCCCGCAGGCGCGCUUCGCCAUCGCCCAGCAGUUUCGAA